CGCAUAGGUAUUGGACAGUGGAUACACACUAGGAGCGCUCCUUGUAAUGUUUGCGCUAAAUCCGAAGUAACUUGAAGCCCCGCGUGUUUCGAACUUCUUUCUGUAAAGAUGAUUAUCAAGGAAUAUCGUGUAAUUUUACCUAUGACAGUUGAGGAGUACCGUGUUGGGCAGUUGUACUCAGUUGCCGAAAGUUCCAAAGGUGAAACUGGUGGCGGUGAUGGUGUACAGAUUUUAGUGAAUGAACCGUUUGAUCAACACACUUAUAAACCGGAUCGUCCUUUACUGAAAGGUGAUCCAAGGUUCACUACUGGACAGUACACACACAAACAUUACCAUCUUGCACGUAAAGUACCUGGAUUUGUGCGUAUGGUUGCCCCUGAAAGUGCACUUGUUUUCAAUGAAUAUGCAUGGAAUGCCUAUCCAUACUGCAGGACUAUUAUUACAAACAAUUACAUGCAAGAGAAAUUUAAUGUUACAAUCGAGUCACUGCAUGUGGAUUCCGAUAUCAACAUGGAAAAUCCUCAUCAGUUAACUCCACAACAGUUAGCUGAGCUUGAAAUUAUCUACAUAGAUAUUGGUGACAUCAAUCCAUCAGAUAAAGAUUACAAUCCAAGCGAAGAUCCUACAACCUUUCAAUCUGCUAAAACUGGUCGUGGUCCCUUAGGACCUAAAUGGUGGGAGAAUGGUUAUGAAGGACCGAUUAUGUGUGCUUAUAAACUUGUUAUGUGUGAAUUUAAAAUGUGGGCAAUGCAAGGACGUGUAGAGAAGAUGAUUCAACGUCAAGAACGACGAUUAUUUGCCAAUUUUCAUCGCCAAGUAUUCUGUUGGAUGGAUAAAUGGCACGGGUGGACAAUGGAUGAUGUAAGAAGACAUGAAGAACGUACUAAACAAGAAUUAGAAGAGCAACGUAAACGAGGCAGUCUACGUGGUCAUGUCACAGAGGAAUAAAUGCGCAUCUCUUUGGUAGUAUUAUUUAUUUUUCUUUCACCCUGUCGGAUUGUUGCAUAAUGAUAACAGCAGCUCCAGCAGAAAAACACAUCACAUCCAAGAACGAUCGUCAUUUCUCUCCCAACUGCUAUCUAUCUAUCCCCCUUUUUUUUGUUUUUCAAAAAAUUCUUUUCUUUUGUAUUCAUCAACCACGUCAACUUUGAAUUGGUUGCAGUAUUUUCUUCUUCUUUCCUUGCCUUUGAUUCUCUGAAGUCUUCUUCCACGACUUUUGUGAAUGUAUAAUCUUAUUUUUAAAAACUCAAACUUGUAGAUCUCCUUUUCUGAUUACUUUGUGUUUAUAUUUUACUCACGUGUUUAACUUACUGAAUAUCUUCCUGUCUCUUUCAUGCACAUAAUGCUGAUUAAUAUUUCCUAUGGGGUGAAUGAAUGAAUAACUUUAAACACGUGUGUAUAGUUGCGUCAUCUACUUUCUUCUAGUUAGUUACCUCAUUGGCUUUUCCUACUCCUUUGCUUCGCAUUGCUUUGCUUAGCUUCACUCACCUCACUUCAAUCUAAUCACCUCCUUAUGUGGGUGGGUAUACACACACAUAUAAUAUUGCAUACAUACAAAACUGUCAAUUUAUGGCUAUAAAAAUACCUCUCUGUGUACACUACAAUGUGUGAGUGUGUGGGCGUGUGUGCGUGUUCAGGAUAUAUUUAGCCAUAGUAUUCUCAGAAAUUAUGCUUAUAUAUAUAUAUAUAUAUAUAUA
Molecule: messenger RNA, 1697 nt
Organism: Trichobilharzia regenti
Lineage: Eukaryota; Metazoa; Platyhelminthes; Trematoda; Strigeidida; Schistosomatidae
Source: the annotation of a GenBank genome assembly